ACAGAGAUCGGCGAACUGUCAUCCAAUACAGAUGAAAUAACUUCUACGUUCAAGUCGACAGACGAGAAUGGAGAGUACGACCCGAAUUUUGGGAAGAGGAUCUGGGACGAGGAAAAGGUUCGUGAGUACUACCUUGGCCUGACGCCAGAGGCCGUUGACCUGCUCUUGGAGAAGACAGGCCAUGGUCAUUCAACCACCAAUACGGAUGAUUUGAACGACGAACUCAAGUACGUCAUCGACAAGGUUAUCAACAUGUCUGACGAGCGUGCCGUUGAUAUCUUCCGGAAGACCAUCGCUGACCAUGAUGAUGAUGUGAACUUUCCAAGCGAAGAAUGGAGUUUUAUCAAGGGUAUUGAUGAAGGUACCUUGGAUAUUAACGAUCCAUUUAUCAACUUCAAGACCAAGCUGACGGCCACCUUGUUCUUCUACCACUCUAUUUAUCCAGAGGUUCGGGCCGUCACAGAUAUCUUGGAUGAUGAUGAUGAGCCUUGCGAGACCAUCAGAUCUUACACCAUCUCUAUCAUUUGGUUAGUGGUUGCUUCUGGUGUCAACGAGUUCUUUUCACACAGACAACCGUCCAUUAGACUAUCAUCUUCUGUUAUAUCAAUUCUGAUGUACCCAUCUGGUAAGGCCUGGGAAUACUUUGUUCCAAAAGUUGACGUUCCAUGGUUUGGAGGUAAGAAGAUUCCCUUGAACCCUGGUCGCUACAGUUUCAAAGAACAGAUGUUUGGUACAAUCUUGUCUGGUGUGUCUGGUACUUCCGUGUACGUGUCCUACAACAUUGUGACCCAGAAGAAGUUCUUCUUCAACGAAUGGGCCGAUUUCGGCUACCAACUACUUCUGACCAUUUCAACUCAGUGUCUUGGUCUGUCGUUUGCAGGUAUAUUGAGAAAGUUCUGUAUUUAUCCUGAAAGAGCUGUCUGGCCAACACAGUUGCCAGCUAUUGCGCUUAACAGGGCUCUUCUGAGACCUGAGAGAAAUGAAGUGAUUAAUGGAUGGAGCAUUACACGUUAUAAAUUCUUCUGGAUUACCUUUGCAGCUAUGUUUAUCUACUUCUGGCUACCAAAUUAUCUUUUCCAAGCUCUGAGUACUUUCAACUGGACCACUUGGAUCAAACCAAGUAACUUUGACCUUGCCAUGGUUACUGGUACCGUUAGUGGGCUGGGGUUGAAUCCAUGGACCACAUUCGACUGGAACAUCAUUGCCUUCGUUGCUGACCCUCUUGCAGUUCCAUGGCUUACGAUCUGGAACCUGUACUUGGGUGCCUUUGUCGGCUUGUUCAUCAUUUUGGGUAUCUUCUACUCCAACUACCGUUGGUCUGGAUAUUUGCCAAUCAACAGUAAUGCGCUCUUCUCAAACACUGGUGAGCCGUACAACGUCUCCAAAGUCUUGACCAAUGGUCUCUUCGACAUGGAGAAGUACCAGUCGUACUCUCCUCCUUUCUACUCAGCUGCCAACAUUUUGAUUUAUAGUGCCUUCUUUGCUGUCUACCCACUAUCAUUCUUCUACAACUCGUACAAGGAAUGGUCAACGAUCAUGAAUGCCUACAAGAUGAUGAGUGAAGAUAUCAUAGAAACUUUCAAAAACUGGUCAUUGAAGAGUUUCAUAUACACCAAUCCAAAGGCCUUUGCCAAGUUCCACGACCCUAAUUCUAGAAUGAUGAGAAAGUAUAAGGAAGUUCCAGAUUGGUACUACGUCCUCAUCUUGAUCGUCUCCUUCAUCUUUGCCAUCAUGACAGUUAAGGUCUAUGACGAGACAAAGACUCCUGUCUGGGGUAUCUUCUUCGUCAUAGCCAUCAACUUCGUGUUUCUGAUCCCAUUCUCUGUGCUGUUGGCAACAACUGGUGUUCAGCUGGGUCUUAACGUGCUUGUUGAGUUGAUUGUUGGUUAUGCUUUACAAGGUAACGGUGUUGCUCUUAUGACGUUGAAGGCACUUGGCUACAACAUUGACGGCCAGGCAGACUCCUUUGCCUCCUCCAUGAAAGUUGGCCACUACGCUAGAAUCCCACCUCUCGCUGUCUUUAGAGCUCAGAUCAUUGGAACCAUCAUACAGGCGUUUGUCUUCCUAGGUGUUGUUAACUGGUCUUUGAGUAAUAUUGAUCACUUCUGCGAGAAGGGCCAGAGUGCAAAGUUCACCUGUCCUUCUGAGAGAACAUUCUUCUCUGCUGCUGUGUUUUGGGGUACCAUUGGUCCAAAGAUCGUCUUCUCUGGGUUGUAUCCAACUAUGCAAUAUGCCUUCUUAAUCGGGUUUGGCAUUGCGCUGAUAUUCAUCGCAAUGAAGCACUGGGGCUCCAAAUACUCCUGGUACAAGUACGCUGGCAAGCUGGAGCCAACCUUGUUCAUCAACGGUAUUCUCAACAUCUAUGCUCCAUACAACUUGGGCUUCAUCACCCCAACGUUGUAUGCGAGCUUCAUCUUUAUGAACUACAUCAGAAAGCGUUACAUUGCAUGGUUUGAGAAGUACAACUACGUGCUGUCUGCUGCUUUGAACGCCGGUGUCGCCUUUUCUGCCAUUGUCAUAUUCUUUGCUGUCCAGUAUCACAGCAAGGAUGUUGACUGGUGGGGAAAUACCGUGAUGUACAAGGGUGUUGAAGGUGGUGAAGGCCAGCAGACCCUUCAUGACAUCUCGUUGACUGACAGAGGAUAUUUUGGACCUGAAAGAGGCCACUAUCCGAGACCAUGAAUCCCCAGCUUUGUGCCUUGUUAUCUCGACACUUUGAUCAGCUUGACCGAGGUGCUUGUAACAUCUAAAGCUGUCCGUG
Williopsis jadinii is the source of this 2761-nucleotide messenger RNA. RefSeq names its product small oligopeptide transporter. Lineage: Eukaryota; Fungi; Ascomycota; Saccharomycetes; Phaffomycetales; Wickerhamomycetaceae. The coding region runs from base 253 to 2682 and encodes 809 amino acids. Gene Ontology annotation, biological process: transmembrane transport. Gene Ontology annotation, molecular function: oligopeptide transmembrane transporter activity. The transcript has a single exon. The record is from RefSeq and is a predicted model, not a curated record.